AGCCUGGGAAUGGCCGUGGGCCCACGCGGUUCGCGGUCGGUGCACGCGCAGACAAGACUGCCCGAUGGCGGAGGCUGAGAUGAAAGAGGGGGUGUUGCGAGCGAUGAAAUGCUGUUUGGCUAAUUUUCCCGCCGAAGCCAGGGAGUUGUGUUGGUCGGAAUCAGUGCCAUACCUUGAGAGCCUUCCACCUCCCCUGGAAUUCUACAGAGAAUGGAUCUGCCCAAACAAACCAUGUAUAAUCCGAAAUGCUUUCAACCACUGGCCAGCUCUGAAGAAGUGGACCUUGGCUUACUUGAGGCAGAUAAUGGGCUCCAAGCUGGUGAGUGUGGCAGUAACCCCCAAUGGUUAUGCUGAUGCGGUUUAUCAGGACUGGUUUGUUAUGCCAGAGGAGCGUCAUAUGCCUUUCAGUGCUUUUUUGGACAUUUUGGAGAAAAAAGUAUCUUCUCCAGGAGUGUUCUAUGUGCAGAAACAGUGUUCAAACCUGACUGAGGAAUUUCCUGAACUUAUAGGUGAUGUGGAGCCUGAGAUACCUUGGAUGAGCGAAGCACUGGGAAAGAAGCCCGAUGCUGUGAAUUUCUGGCUGGGAGAAUCUUCUGCCGUGACCUCAUUACACAAAGACCAUUAUGAAAACUUGUACUGCGUGAUUUCUGGAGAGAAACAUUUUUUGUUGCAUCCGCCAAGUGACCGUCCCUUCAUCCCAUAUGAGUUGUAUCCCCCAGCAACUUACCACAUCUCAGAAGAUGGGUUAUUUGAUAUUCUGGAAGAUAAAACAGCAGAGAAGGUACCCUGGAUCCCUUUAGAUCCUUUAAAUCCAGAUCUGAAACGAUACCCAGAAUAUGCUCAAGCAAAGCAUUUAAGAUGUACUGUGAAGUCUGGUGAAAUGUUGUAUCUUCCUUCUCUUUGGUUCCAUCAUGUUCAGCAAUCACAUGGCUGCAUAGCAGUGAAUUAUUGGUAUGAUAUGGAAUAUGAUCUAAAAUACUCCUAUUAUCAGCUGUUGGAUUCUCUCUCAAAAGCUGCACAACCAGUCUUGGGAUCUUCUUGGAACAGCUAACCUUUUACAUCUAAUAUGGAACUGUGCUUAGAAUGCCUUCAAGCAAUAUGGUCAUCUCUGAGUUCGGGCCUGGUUCAAGCAUUACACAUUUCUAGGAUUUUGGAUAGAAGCUACUUCUCAGAAUGAUGAGGAUCAACAUAUACCAUCACCAGCAAGGAAAAGAAUACACUGCAUAAUACUUACUGUCAUAAUUUCUCUGACAGAGCACAGAUAGUAUUCAGGUUACCACCUGUACACUAUAAUGGGAUUAUUGGGCUUCCAGUAAAUCAGUGGAUGACAUGAUGGCUACCACUCUGUCCUAACUACACAGAUUGUGCUAGCUUUAUUUGAUCCACACACAUCUGUCUCUGUUAGGACUGAUGAAUUGAGGAAUAAAGUAAAAGCUUAUGAAGGCUUUAUAGACCUGGAACUUUAUCUAGUCCUUGGCAUUUUGGAGAUGAUCAAACUCUUGCCUUGUUGGAACAAUACUCAGAGUUACUGUUAUAAGCUGUUAAACGACAUAUGGAUAUAAAAAAAUCUCUAUUGAGAGACUAUUUUUUAAAACAUUUUAGACAUGACAGAUAGCAGUUAUGUAAGCUUAAAUUAGUACAUGGUACCAAUUUGUUAGAUGGGCAAGUAAUAUGCUAUUCACCAUCUCUUAUAUAUAA
Protobothrops mucrosquamatus (brown spotted pit viper) is the source of this 1698-nucleotide messenger RNA. RefSeq names its product jumonji domain containing 7 (gene JMJD7). NCBI's taxonomy places the organism in Eukaryota, Metazoa, Chordata, Lepidosauria, Squamata, Viperidae. Gene Ontology annotation, molecular function: 2-oxoglutarate-dependent dioxygenase activity. The transcript has 9 exons. Bases 65 to 1051 code for a protein of 328 amino acids. The record is from RefSeq and is a predicted model, not a curated record.